UAAAUUAAUUGAUAUACUAAUAAUAAAGGGGACUGUUUCUCCGCUAAAUUCUCGGUGUAUGUCUUUGCUUUUACUUUCCUCGUUCAAGGAGAGGACCAACAAUUUAUUGCAGAGUCGCACAUGAAUCUCAAGCUUCUCUCUCCUUUUUUCUCCAGAGUACAUCAGAGUCACUAAAACUACGACUCGUAUGCAAGAAGAAACUGCUUCUUCCUCUUGCCCUAAAUCAAGCCACCUAACUAGGGUUUCCUCUUACCUUUCCUAAAAGAGUUCAUUUAACAUAAGUCACCUUUUUCUUUCUUAUCUUUUGCUUGGUCUUUAGUUUAGUUCUGUUCUUGGUCUGUUUCAAUAUUUUGUCGGCUUGUGUAACCGAUCACACCUUAAUGCUUUGGCUAUUAGUUCCUCAAAAUCCUGACUUUUGACUUCUCGAUCUGAGUUUUUCUUGUUUCUCUCUUCACCUCCGCAAUAUAUGAGCGAGAAGGAUCAAGUUUCAAGAAUCAAGAAAUUGAUUUGAGCUGGCGAAUAAGCAGUGGUGGGAGAGAGAAUUAGUAGAUGCGCCGGCGAUGGAAGGCGGCUACGAGCAAGGCGGUGGAGCUUCUAGAUACUUUCAUAACCUCUUCAGACCGGAGAUUCACCACCAGCACCUUCAACCGCAGGGUGGAAUCAAUCUUAUAGACCAGCAUCAUCAGCAUCAGCAUCAGCAGCAACAACAGCAACAGGAACAGCAACCGUCGGAUGAUUCAAGAGAAUCUGAACACUCAAACAAGGAUCAUCAUCAACAGGGUCGACCUGAUUCAGACCCGAAUACAUCAAGCUCAACACCAGGGAAACGUCCACGUGGACGUCCACCGGGAUCUAAGAACAAAGCAAAGCCACCGAUCAUAGUAACCCGCGACAGCCCCAACGCGCUUAGAUCUCACGUCCUUGAAGUAUCUCCCGGAGCUGAUAUAGUUGAGAGUGUUUCCACUUACGCUAGGCGGAGAGGGAGAGGCGUCUCAGUUCUAGGAGGGAACGGUACCGUUUCUAACGUCACUCUCCGUCAGCCAGUCACUCCCGGAAAUGGUGGUGGUGUGUCCGGUGGAGGAGGAGGAGGAGUUGUGACUUUACAUGGAAGGUUUGAGAUUCUUUCACUAACGGGGACUGUUUUGCCACCACCUGCACCGCCUGGUGCAGGUGGUUUGUCAAUAUUUCUAGCCGGUGGGCAAGGUCAGGUUGUUGGAGGAAGCGUGGUGGCUCCGCUUAUUGCAUCAGCUCCAGUUAUACUAAUGGCUGCUUCGUUCUCAAAUGCGGUUUUCGAGAGACUACCAAUGGAAGAGGAAGAAGAAGAAGGUGCUGGUGCUGGUGCUGGUGGAGGAGGAGGAGGAGGACCACCGCAGAUGCAGCAAGCUCCAUCAGCAUCGCCGCCGUCAGGAGUGACCGGUCAGGGACAGUUAGGAGGUAAUGUGGGUGGUUAUGGGUUUUCUGGUGAUCCUCAUUUGCUUGGAUGGGGAGCUGGAACACCUUCAAGACCACCUUUUUAAUCGAAUUUUAAAUCUCCGGAAAUUUAUGUGUUUUUCUCAUCUUGUGGAGUCGUCUCUUUCUCUUUUGGGAUCUUUGGUGUUUAAUGUUUAGCAGCUGAUAUGCAUAUUUGAUUUCUCCUAUUUUUCUUUUCUUCUCAUCUUUGAUAGAUGUUAGAGAAAUGCAUAUUUUUGUUGCUCGUGCUGUUAGUAAAACUUCUCCAUAUGUAUGCCUUUCUUUUAUUCAUUGCUAGGGUUCCGUGCUGCAGUAUACC
This is a messenger RNA of Camelina sativa (false flax), 1768 nucleotides long. NCBI's taxonomy places the organism in Eukaryota, Viridiplantae, Streptophyta, Magnoliopsida, Brassicales, Brassicaceae. The record is from RefSeq and is a predicted model, not a curated record.